Micropterus salmoides (largemouth bass) is the source of this 6439-nucleotide messenger RNA. RefSeq names its product complement C4-B-like. The record is from RefSeq and is a predicted model, not a curated record. The transcript has 41 exons. Gene Ontology annotation, biological process: complement activation. Gene Ontology annotation, cellular component: extracellular region. The coding region runs from base 518 to 5647 and encodes 1709 amino acids. Gene Ontology annotation, molecular function: protein binding; endopeptidase inhibitor activity. NCBI's taxonomy places the organism in Eukaryota, Metazoa, Chordata, Actinopteri, Centrarchiformes, Centrarchidae.
GAUCACAAGUACACACUACUGACACAACAAGUCUGUUAUCUGUACACAUCAGUAUACAUGUUGUAUCUGAUAGUGUGAUGUUUUUCUCAUUAUAUGUUUUUUUUUUAUUAGACCCUACAGGAAAAUAUUAAAAGUAACAUCACUGAUGUUAAAUGUUUUGCAUUAAACUGGCCUGACUCAGUUAAAACUGGUUUACAGCAGGUUCCUUUUCUGCAGCAUAUAAUAGACAGAAUCACAUUACAAUACAACAAAACAUAAGCUACACAAAUACUACGGAGAAAGGACAUCAGUGGGGUGAGUAAGAUAGUCUAUGCGAGUUGAAUCAGUGGUUGCAGGUUUGUCCUUUUAUUGCCUGAUACAUGCAGCAUGAGACAUCACUCUGAGGAGUUAAGAAAAUAAAAACAGAGGGAGGGCACUGAGGGACCCAGCGAUUGAGAAAUACAGGGGUGGGUGACUAACAAAACCUCAGUUAAUAGAAAGUUUGCUUCAGAGCAGGCAAAGAAAAGGGAGCUGCACAAUGAAGUGCUUCAUCUUUUUGAUACUGUUCCUGAUCUUGACUAUGGAAUCCGAGUGUUCAACAGACAACGGAUUCUUCAUCUCAGCCCCUGGAGUGUUUCAUGUGGGUGUAAAUGAGAAAGUGUUUGUCCAGAUGGGAAGGUCUCAUCUCAAUAAUCCUGUUACUCUCUACUUGGAGCAUGAGACUACCAAUACUCGUGUGUCUGUGCAGAAAACUGUUCUGUGUACAGUGGAAGGGGAGAUCAAAACAGUUGAGCUCAUGAUAGACAGAGAAAUUAUAUCAAGAUGUUCUCAAAGUCAUGAUUGUUCCUACCUUAACCUGGUGGCAGAGAGCCCCUCCUUCAGUAGCAGGAAGGCAACAAGGGUCUUUGUGUCAAAACGCAGGGGCAAUAUCUUCAUUCAGACUGAUCAGCCAAUCUACAGCCCAGCACAAGCAGUGAAGUACAGGAUAUUCACUCUUGACCACACAUUCAGGCCUCAUGAGGAAGUGUUCCUCAUAUCAGUAUUUAACGCUGCUGGAAACAGAAUAAUGAAGUCCCUUAAAUCUGCGAAGGGAGGAAUACUCAGAGGCACAUUCCCCAUACCUGAUGUCUCUAAAACGGGCAUGUGGAAGAUUACAGCAAACUAUGAAGAUGAUGAAGCAAAUGUUGCUUCCCGAGAGUUCAGGGUCCAAAAAUUUGUUUUACCAAGUUUUGAGGUGAACAUCGCAAUGGAGCAGAGCUAUAUUUUAUUGAAUGAUAACCAGUUUGACUUCAAAAUCUUAGCCAUGUAUUUACAUGGGGAGAAAGUUAAAGGUGCUUACCACUGCCAGUUUGGAGUGGUAAAAAAAGAUACAAGUGGUCAAAAAAUGAAGCCUUUCUUUAUCAGUGGACUGGAGUUGACUGGUUCGAUCCCAAAUGAAACUGCAACAACUUCUCUCAAGAUGGCAGACUUCAAAGAGCACCUCCAAAAACAGCAGAACCAAACCCUCUCUAAAUUACAGCAAAGUGGAGCACAACUCUACUUGGGAGUAUUUGUCACCAACAUACAAAGUGGUGAAAUACAAGUGGAAGAAGUUUACAUUCCUAUCAUCUCCCACAAAUACACCAUUGACCUCUCUCGGACUCGCUCAUAUUUCCUUCCUGGAUAUCCUCUAGAUGUGGUGGUCGUCCUGCGUCUCCCAGAUGGCUCCCCAGCAGCUGGAGUGCCAGUAAAGAUUGAUGUAGCAGCAUCUUCAGAGAAAUUUUGGCAAGGCACCACCAACCAGGAGGGGGCAGUGUUUCCUGUGUUUAAUAUUCUCAAUGAAGCUCAGAUUACUGUUGAAGUGUCAGCAGAUGACCAGAUGGAGAGGAAAGUAAUUCGCCGAGCUUCAUCUCCAAGUGGCAGCUACCUUUACCUGAGUAUUACCAACAAGAUGUACUCUGUGGGCGAGUUACUGUCUGUAAAUUACAACACCAUGAAUGGCCAAAAACAUGGGUUUAUAUAUUACAUGGUCUUAAGCCGUGGGAUCCUAAUAAAACACGGUUCUCUCAGAAUCGGUACUUCAGUUAAAGACAACCUACAGAUAACGCCUGAUAUGGUGCCAUCCUUCCGUCUGAUUGGCUACUACUACGAUCAGCAUGGUAACAUCGUUGCUGACUCGGUGUGGGUAGAUGUCAGGGAUGAAUGUGAGAUAAAGGUCAAGGUAGAACAUAACGGACAAUUUGAACCUGGACAACAGGCUACGCUAGAUUUUGAUUUACAUGGUCAGAAAGCCAGAGUGGCUUUGCUGGCUGUGGAUAAGGCCUUCUAUGCUCUCAAUGCCGAUAAUAAACUCACAGCCAAACAGGUGUUUUCCUCAAUGCAGUCAAAUGACUUUGGUUGCUCAUACAGUGGAGGAUCUGACCCUGCAUCUGUACUAACAGAGGCUGGCCUGUCUUUUGUAUCUCAGCACCAGUCAGGGUCUAAAAGGAGCAGUGACUGUGAUUCCCAAUCUGCACGACAAAGACGCUCUGUGGACCUUCAACAGGAAAUGAUGACCUUAAAAUCCAACUUUUCCAAUGAAAAGUUGCAAGACUGUUGUGUUCAAGGGUUUUACCUCAACCCUAUGAAACGAACAUGUCAGGAAAGAGCUAAGAGAGUCUCUCUGGUCGAGGAAAAUCCUGUUUGUGCAGAAGCCUUUUUAAAAUGCUGCCUUGAAGGAGAACGUCUGAGACAAAAGAAGAUACAAGAGGAUUCCCUGAAAGGAUUUGGCAGGACGGCAAGCACUGCUGACAUUGAAGAAUUCUUCUUGGACACAGUUUCGCAGAACAUUCGACGAUUUUUCCCCCCAAGCUUUGCAUUCACAGAAUUUGAUGUUAAUGACAAAAGACGUUAUUCGUUGGCCUUACCUGACUCCAUCACCACGUGGGAGAUUCAAGUUCUCACUUUAUCUGCAGCCACUGGUUUCUGUGUAGUUAAGGCACCGGAGGUCAAAGCAUUUAAGAGGGCAUUUGUGUCUCUGAGACUGCCUUACUCUGUGAAAAAAUACGAGCAACUAUCCAUUUCGCCUGUUAUCUACAACUAUGGCUCUGACAGCCUACAGGUAGCAGUUCAUAUGGAACAAACUGAAGGACUUUGCUCCCCCGGAUCAGCCACCACUACAUCUUUUGUCAACAUUACUGUGGAGCCACAGUCUUCCCAGUUUGUGUCCUUCUCGGCUGUCCCCAUGGUAACCGGCUCCAUACCCAUCAAAAUACGUCUCUAUGAUAUAGAGAAUGGAUGGGGGAUAGAUGCAGUUGAGAAGGCUUUGAAUGUGUUGACAGAAGGACUAGAAAAGAGAGUUGAACUAACCAAGGUGUUUAAAUUCGAUGGGAGGAGCAGUCAGACUAUCGCUAUUGAUGGAACUUUACCAGAUGACAUAGUGCCCGACUCCAACUCCAAUAUUUUCAUUUCAAUGGAAGGAGAUGGAUUUGGCAGUUCACAUGCGAAAAACCUUCUUUCUCCUGAGAAGGUUGCUAGCCUGAUUGUAUUGCCUAAAGGAUGUUUAGAACAGACAAUGGUACGACUGGCCCCUACAGCUAUAGCCGUCCGCUACCUUGACCUGAGUGAGCAAUGGUUUGACCUGCCUGCUGGUGCCAGAGAUGAUGCUCUUGAUAAAGUUGAGGAAGGUUAUAUACAUAUUUUAACCAAGAAAAAUGACAAUGGAUCUUAUGGAUCAUGGAGUUCAGUGCCAUCCAGUAAUUGGGUGACUGCCCUUGUAGUGAAAGUGCUAUCGUUGGUGGCGGCGCGUCAGACAGCGGCUUUUGGAGUGCAGGGCAGGAAGGCUAGGGUUGUACCAGAAGAAGAAAUCAGGCGCCCAGUCAGUUACUUGCUCUCAGUACAGAAGUCUGAUGGGUCAUUUGGUGACCCACAUCCAGUGCUACACAGAGGAGUUUUGAAAGGAAGAGACGAAGACUCAUCCAUGACGGCUUUCAUAACUCUUGCACUUCACCGGUCCCUUCAAUUCCUGCAAACUGAAGGGAGAAAUAAUGUGGAAGCAAGCAUUUCAAGAUCAACAGCAUAUCUCCUGUCACACCUUGAAGAGCUUCAGCAUCCCUAUGCUGUUGCCAUUACAGCCUACUGCCUUGCUGCUUGUCUGCCAAAGGAAACAGAUCAUUCAUCUGCCUGGACAAAACUUCAAGCCCUGGCUAGUGAAGGGAAUAAUGGCUGUUAUCUGUGGACAACUGAUGCCAACCAGAAUCGUGAGAGGGCAGAUGUCAUCACAGUAGAGACUACAGCCUAUGCCCUCCUAACAGCAGUGGAACUUGGGCAUACCGAGUGGGCAGACAAAGCAGCCUGCUGGUUAACCACCCAAGAAAACUAUUUUGGAGGCUACAAAUCAACACAGGAUACCAUCAUGGCAUUGGAAGCCCUUGCGGAGUAUGAGCUAAAGAGGUCUGUCAGUCCUGAAGCAAAUCUAAUUGCAGAGUUCACCGUUCCAGGAAAAAAAGACAUUGUAAAGCUUGUGCUGGAAAAUAAGAAGGAGAAGGUGGAAACAGACCUUAAGAAACUUACAGGGAACAACAUUGUUGUGCAAUUGACAGGAAAAGGCAAUACCAAGCUAAAAGUUGUGAAGGCUUACCAUCUACUGGAUCCCAAGGACGAUUGUAACGAAGUGUCUAUCAGCGUCACAGUGGAGGGGAAAGUGAAGUACACUGCUAAGGUGAUAGAAAAUUAUGAAUAUUAUGAUGACUACGAUAAUGACGAGGAGAAGGAGGCACGAGUGCCACGAUCAGCCAUUGAGUGGUUUGAUGCUCGCACCCGAAACAGGAGAGAUCUUGAUAACAACUUAAAUUCAGACGAGACUGUCACCUACAAAAUCUGUGUCAGUCAUAGCCUGAACAGCAAUCUCACAGGAAUGGCCAUUGCUGACAUCACACUUCUAAGUGGAUUUGAGGCUGUAACUGAGGAUCUGGACAGGCUAAAAUCGCUACCUGAACAAUAUAUUUCUCAUUAUGAGGUCUCCUAUGGAAGAGUGCUGAUCUACUUCAAUGAGCUCUUUGAAUCAGAGGAAUGUAUUAGUUUUGAUGCUAUACAGAGAGUACCAAUUGGCCUCCUACAGCCUGCUCCAGCUGUGUUCUAUGAUUAUUAUGAACCAAACAGAAAGUGUACUGUGUUCUACAACGCCCCCCAAAGAAGCAAGAUGGUCUCCAAACUGUGUUCAGAGGAUGUGUGCCAAUGUGCAGAAAGACCUUGCCAUAAAAUACAAAAUACAUUCCAGUCACAAAGAGGUAAAAAAAUCACAAAGAAAGAACGUUUACAACACACUUGCUUCUUCCCUACAGUAGAUUACGCAUACAUUGUUGAAGUCCUCAACGUUUCUCUGAAGAGUAACUUUGAGUUGUACAAAACAAAUGUAAAGGAGGUACUCAGAUCACAUGGAGAUGUCCAUGUGACUGAGAAUUCAGCUCGAGUGUUUGCUAAGAGGCGUCAGUGUAAAGGACAGUUAGAUUUGGGAAAACAGUAUCUCAUCAUGGGCAAAGAUGGCUCCACCACCGACUCAAACAGAAUGAUGCAGUAUCUGUUGGAAUCAAACACCUGGGUUGAAAAAAAGCCUUUGGAAGAAGAAUGCAAAAAAUCUGCUCAUAGAGCUGCCUGCACAGGGUUUAAUAUAUUUACAAAUGAGUAUAAGAUUAAUGGCUGUAGACAGUGAAACAGAGAAUGUUUCAUUUAACUUUAAUUUUAAUUUUAUUAUAAGUCAGUUACAGUAGUUAGCUUGUUAGCGAAGUGAAAUUCUAACAUGAAUAAAGUUCUAACAAUAGGUCCCAGCAAGGUGGAAAAUUGAGGCAAAAGCUCAGAGACUUUAAAUUCUACCAAAAACUUUGACAUGGAGGUUUUGGGGUGUUUACAUUUACUAAGUAUAAAGUAAAAUAUCAAUAAUGCCAUAAAGAUCUGAUGCAUUCCCUUGCAGUUGUGGUUUAUUUCAAAUGUAAACGUAAAGUUAAUUCGUUGUCCACUCUGUGUAAUGUUGAAUUGCAACUUAUACAUACACUAAUCUGGCGGCACGGCAAGAAGGUUGUAGGCAAGAAGGUCGUGGGUUCAAACCCCGGUUGCCCCGGCCUUUCUGUGUGGAAGUUUGCAUGUUCUCCCUGUGUCAGUGGGUUCUCUCUGGCUUCCUCUCGCCAUCUAAAAACAUGCAGGCUAGGUUGAUUGGUUACCCUAAAAUUGCCCUUAGGUGUGAAUGUGAGCACGAGUGGUUGUUCAUCUAUGUGUGGCCCUGCGAUGGACUGGCGACCUGUCCAGGGUUUACCCUGCCUUGUGCCCAAUGUCACCUGGGAUUGGCUCCAGCCCCCCCGCGACCCUGUACGCGGGAUAAGUGGUUGACGAUGGAUGGAUGGACAUACACUAAUCUGCUUCAACAUAGGUUUUUUUUGUAUCUCUGUUUAUUGUACCUUACACAAAGCUGUUCAUUGGGGAAAAUAAAGUUUCUGAUCUUGUCUCUUUA